CGAAUCCCGUUGAUUUUGCCUCCUGUCGUCCCUUGGACGGCGCUCAGCCGACAUCUGUCCUUUCUGUGGGCACAAAUCGUGAGGAGAGUGGUGUUGGUUUCGGAAGGAGGCCUGCCGGUGUCCUCUUGCGGCGAUGUCUGGCUCGACAUCGUCGUUGACGCCCGAGUGUGGCGCUCGUAGCGAGCGGGGCGGGUGUCUUGACGGCGGUGGUGGUGGGGCCACUCCGAUGCACUGCCUGGACGCGCUGUUCAACGAGCUGACGUGUAUCCUCUACAACCGGAACGACCCCCAGAGGCUCAACAAGUGCCAGAGGGUACUCGAGAGCUACAGGGGCACAGGUCAGUCAGCUCGACACACACAACACACACAGCACAACGACAGACAGACACGGUUGUCUUUGGUGUCUUGUGCCGUGUGUGCAGACUGGAUACUGCACAGCACCAUCCCGGAGAUCAAGGGCUUCCAAAUCUAUGGCUACAGCCGGUAAGAACGACACAAAGACAGACAACCGCAACACAACACCGCCCUCACAGCGCCACGUGUCUACUCUGCUUACUCGCCUCGCUCUCUGUCUUGCGUGUGUGUGUUGUGUUGUCCAACAGUGCGCAAGUGCGUUCGCAGCCCGAUUUGUUUUCUCUGUUGAUCCUGACGUGGUCGCCCAAGUCGCGGAGUGCCAUCCACAACCACCCGUGCGAGCGGUGCUUCCUCAUGCCACUCCAGGGCGACCUCAGCGAAGUCAGAUACUCAGUGGUCGAAGAAGGACCUGACCAGAGGUCGGUGGGCAACACGGCUCCCUCCCUCCCUCCCUCCCUGCGCACACACACACAGGGAUGGGCGUGUCGUGUGCAUAUGGUCUCGUCUGGUGUGAGUCAGGGUGCGUGAGAUUGGUCGUGACCGCAUUCCGCAGAACAAGGCUUGCUGGAUCGACGACUCGCACGGAUGGUACGUCGUCAUGGAGUGAGAUGCAGACAGACAGACAGACAGACGGAAUCGUGUGUAUGUGUGUUGACACGCAGGCACGCUAUAGUCAACGACAGCCAUGGCCUGUCGGUGUCGCUGCACCUCUACAUCCCCUCGUUCACCAAGUGAGUGACAACCACACGCACACACACACACACACACACAGCUUGGUCAUGUGUUGGUUGGCCUGUGUGUGUUCAGGUGCAAGAUUGUUGACCCGUCGUCGCACAGCAUCCGCUGGGUGAACUGCUUCCCCACACAGACGUCGAGGUUCCAACCACUGCACGAACGGUCAGCAAAGAGAGAGAGAGAGAGAGAGAGCCACCAGCCAGCCAGCCAGCCAGACAGGUGGCAAUCUGCUGAUGUUGGCCGUGUUUGUGUGUGCACGUCUGGUCUGCAGUGUGUUUGACACGGCGCGCAACUACCUGAAGAGCCUCGACUGCCCCGCCAGCCGCCCCGUCAUCAAACUCAGGACCAAGUGCGACAUCGAAGAGAUAUUCAAUGAGAAGUAAGCAAAGAACUUAACUUACGUCACCUCACCGAUUGAUUGAUUGAUGCACCAAAGAUCGGAUGGAUGGAUGGAUGGACGUGUGUGUGUUUGUGUGAAGGUGUUCGUUGGAGUUUUCUGACAAUGCGGCCCCGAUGGACGACGACUCCAUUCUCGCUGCCGUCCAGAACACCUGCGACUUCUCCACAAAUACCGGUGGGUGUGUCAGGCAGCUGAGCUCAGCUGCCAUCCCAUGCAGACACAGCAGACAGAAACCAAACCCACACAGGGCAGAUGGAUGGUCCAUAUAUCGCUGGCUGGUUGCUUGCGUGUAUCAUGAUUAUCGAUCAGGUCACUUGUACUUCUUCAACCAGCUGUUUGCCCGUGCUGACCCGCUGGCCGUGGCGGCCGACUGCCUCUCCAACUGCCUCAACGCAAACCUCCUCACCUUCGAGGUAAUAUGUACCAACCACGGCACGGCAGGCACCCUCUCAUCGUGAUGUCCCUCCCCUUGUCAGAUGGCCCCCGUGUUUCUGCUGAUGGAGAAGCGGCUGCUGCAGCACAUGGCGUCAUUCCUCGGCUGGUACACCCAUUUCGACCCCAACUCGCAAGACAACGACACGCCGCAGGAGUUCUCACUCUGCGGCGACCGACGGGCGCCCUCACCGGCAGAGCAGCCCACGGCGGCGUCGACCACCGACGAGUCGGCGCCCAACCUGCUCCCGCCCCCUGCAGACACCUCCAGCAAGCUCAGCGAGGCCUCCACCGACGCAUCGCAGUCGCCACGGCUCGAUGCCCAGAACCACCCUCCGUCGACUCGGUGCAGUGCCGGCACAGGGGAGAGGGAGCGGUGUGGGCAUGUGGGCGAUGUGAGCCGUGAGGUGGUGCCGAGUGUGCUGGUGGAUCGGCUGCGUCGGUCGGAUCGGAAGCUGUCGGCGCCCUUUGAGACGUUUGACGGGCUGCUGAAUCCAGGGGGGGCGAUAUCGAACGUCAUGGCCCUCAACGUCGCCAGGCACCACAUCGUGCCCGAGGUCAAAGUGAAGGGGGUGUACGGCACGCCCCCACUCGUCAUAUUCACCUCCGAGCAGGUACGCGAGCGCACACACAUUCCCACCCACUCAGGCGCUCUCACCUCAUCGACGUGUGUGUGCGUGUGUGUGUGGAUCAGGGCCACGAGUCGAUCGAGAAGGCCACAGCGCUGCUGGGUCUCGGCGUGGAGAACGUGGUGCACGUGCCGGUGUUGCCGUCGACCAACGCCAUGGACCCCCAGGCCCUCGCCCACGCCGUGCAGCAGGCGGCCGACGCCGGCAAGCGCCCCUUCUUCGUCAACUGCACGGCCGCCACGACGGUUGCGGGCGCGUUUGACCCGUUCGAGGCCAUUCGAGACGUGUGUGACGAGUGGGGCAUGUGGAUGCACGUCGACGGGGCCGUGGGGGCGUCCUUCCUGCUGCCCCAGGAGGAAUACUAUAAGAAGCUCUGCAGGUGAGGGACUGGAAGGGAGGUGUAUGUGGAGAGAGGAGAGGUGGCAGGCAAGGCACGUAUCUAUCGCAUUUCGUUGUUGGUGCCGUUGCAUCAGGGGCAUGGAUCGCGCCGACUCUGUGAGCUGGAAUCUGCACAAGCUCCUCGGGGUGCCACUGCAGUGCUCCGCACUGCUCACCAGACACCCUGGUACCGUUCGCACCCCCCACCACGCACACACACAGAGACUCUCACCGACACACGCACACCGUGCUUUGUGUGUCGUCCGUUACGUCUUUCAGGUUUGCUGUCGCGCACGCACAGCACGGUGGCGUGUCCGAAUCUGUUCAGCCACAUCGACACGCCCCUGUGCGACCUCGACUCGUGCUGCUCCACCUUCCAGUACGGCAGGCGGGCCGACGCAUUUAAAGCCUGGUGCCUCUGGAAAAAGGUAAUGAGUACCUUCACACGCACACACGCACACACACGCGAGGCACACCUCACCCGCUACUGUGGUGUGUGAAUGAUCUGGCUUGGCUGGUGUGGGUGUCUGGCUGUUUGUUGUGUGGUCAGUUGGGUGACCAGGGAAUGGCUAAUCGCAUUCGGCUGGUCUACACCCACACGAUGGAGCUGGCCGAGCUCAUCCGGACGUUCCCCAAGAAGUUCUCUUGCCCUGGUACACACACACACACACACACACACACACAGAGGCAAUCGUCGAACAAGGAGUGUGUGUGGUGUGUGGUGUGUGCCACCGGGCAGGUCGUGGUGUGAAUCUGCCGACCGAGGUGGAAGUUGAGGAGUCGGUGCCCACCGGCAUGCCCAGUGACAUCAACCAGGAUGCAUUCCACCUGGUAUGGGAGCCGGUGAGCUGCAACUGCUGCUUCUGGUGGGUGCCUUACGACCUGCGUAAGCCGUUCGCCCAGCACGGCUGGCAGCACCCCCUCCUGCACGAGCACCUCAUACACGUCGCACCCGCCAUGAAGAGGCAAAUGCUCACAGAGGGAUCCAUCAUGGUACUCACACACACACAUGGGCAGGCAGGCAGGCAGGAACAUACCCAGUCGGUGUGUGUGUGUGUGUCGGUGUGAGCACAGGUCGACUACCACACGUUGGCCGGGCGUCCCUUCUUCUGGCGUCUGCCUUUGGUCAACCCCGACAUCUGCCGUGACGACAUCUUCAACGUCCUCAGGAUCAUCAACCGGAUCGGUUAGCACACAAACAAAAGCCACACACACCACACCACACCACACCACACACGUCGCCAGGUGCAUCAAACCCAACACUCUCUCGGUCUCUCUCUCUCCCUCCCCGUGACCAUCUCAGGCACCUCUUGUUUUCCGCCCGGCUCUUACGCCGUGUCUGUGAGUGAGGCCGAUCUGUCCAUCGAGGGCGGCCCCAUGUGGCAGACCACCAUCAACGACGGCGACAGCUCCUCCUGCUCGAGGUCCUCUGCACGCCGUGUGGCGAGCUUCCCCGGCCCCGAGAUGGCGCACGCGGAGGAGAUCCGGGAGAGCACUGCAGCCCUCCCCUCCAUAUGCACAUUCUGACUGACCGAUGGCCGGGUGCGGCUGGUGGCGUGAAUGAAUGUUUAUAUUUUUUCGCCA
Vitrella brassicaformis is the source of this 4512-nucleotide messenger RNA. NCBI's taxonomy places the organism in Eukaryota, Vitrellaceae. The record is from the annotation of a GenBank genome assembly.